Molecule: messenger RNA, 934 nt
Organism: Phlebotomus argentipes
Lineage: Eukaryota; Metazoa; Arthropoda; Insecta; Diptera; Psychodidae
Product: thymidylate synthase
Exons: 1
Coding region: 44-931 (295 amino acids)
Biological process (GO): dTMP biosynthetic process
Cellular component (GO): cytosol; mitochondrion
Molecular function (GO): thymidylate synthase activity
Source: RefSeq, a predicted model, not a curated record
CCAGUGAAUUUCUGAAUAUUCCCUGUCCUGUGUGCGCCUCAAGAUGAAUCGCAAUGGAACGCAGCAGCACGACGAGAUGCAGUAUUUGCAGCUGAUCGAGCGGAUCAUCGAGACCGGCGCCAAGCGAGACGACAGAACUGGCGUGGGAACCUUGUCACUCUUUGGGGCACAGAUGCGGUUCAGCCUGCGCGAUGACGUCUUUCCGCUGCUCACCACGAAGAGGGUGUUCUGGCGAGGCGUGGCAGAGGAGCUGAUCUGGUUCAUUCGCGGAUCGACGGAUGCCAAGGAGUUGCAGAAGAAGAACGUGACCAUUUGGAAUAGUAACAGCACGCGCGAGUUCCUGGACGGCAUGGGCUUCACGGAGCGCGAGGAGGGCGACUUGGGGCCCGUGUAUGGCUUCCAGUGGCGCCACUUUGGAGCGCAAUAUCGCACGUGCAAGGACGACUACACGGGUCAGGGAGUGGAUCAGCUGCGCGAGGUGAUCAAGCGCAUCCGGGAGAAGCCCACCGAUCGCCGAAUCAUUAUGAGCGCGUGGAAUCCCGUGGACCUGCCCGUGAUGGCGCUGCCGCCCUGCCACUGCCUCGUGCAGUUUUACGUGGCGAACGGGGAGCUCUCGUGCCAGCUGUACCAGCGCUCCGCCGACAUGGGCCUCGGCGUGCCCUUCAACAUCGCCAGCUACGCCCUCCUCACGCGAAUGAUCGCCCACGUGACGGGUCUUAAGGCUGGAGACUUCAUUCACACCCUCGGCGACGCGCACGUGUACCUCAAUCACGUCGAGCCACUGCAGGAGCAGAUUAAGCGCACCCCAAAGCCCUUCCCAACACUCCAGUUCGGGCGCAACGUCACCGACAUCGAGGACUUCACGUUCGAGGACUUCGUCCUCAGCGACUACAAUCCGCACCCCAAGAUCGCGAUGGAGAUGGCUGUGUAGAUU